Messenger RNA from Aspergillus eucalypticola CBS 122712, 1140 nucleotides. It is a transcript of the gene dspC, whose product is annotated as dual specificity phosphatase YVH1. Gene Ontology annotation, biological process: protein dephosphorylation. Gene Ontology annotation, cellular component: nucleus. Bases 1 to 1140 code for a protein of 379 amino acids. The transcript is spliced from 4 exons. Gene Ontology annotation, molecular function: protein tyrosine/serine/threonine phosphatase activity. Lineage: Eukaryota; Fungi; Ascomycota; Eurotiomycetes; Eurotiales; Aspergillaceae. The record is from RefSeq and is a predicted model, not a curated record.
AUGGCGAUGAAUCAGAUCCCUGGACAGAAUAUCUAUGUUGGAGGGUUGGUUACCUUGUCUCUCACUUUCUGUUACCAUACUAAGCCUUCCUUUGGCCCGUCAUAUGAUGGGCCCAGGGUCCAAGAGGGCAUACUGGCACUCAAGAACAAGGCAGCCUUGACUCGAGCAAACAUUACACAUGUUGUUUCCGUGUUACGCCUCCAACCAGCUGAUGAUAUCUUCGAGUCUUUUCAACACCAUUGUAUAGAGGUCGACGAUGUCGACGAUGAGAACUUACUAGAACAUUUCCCAGCUGCUGUAAAGUUCAUCCAGUCCGGUCUUGAUGCCGGCGGAGGAGUGCUUGUACAUUGUGCGAUGGGAAAAUCCCGAUCAGCCACUGUUUGUAUCGCGUAUCUGCUCAACCGUCAGCCUAGCGCACUGACACCAGAGUCCGCUCUUGACAUCAUCAGACAGAACCGACCGCUAUGUGAGCCAAAUCCUGGAUUCAUGGAGCAGCUCUCCGUCUACCAUCAGAUGGGGUGUCCAGAUGAUGUUACCAGCCACCCCCUCUACAGCCGGUGGCUUUACCGCCGCGAGGUGGAGGAGAGUGUAGCAUGUGGUCGAGCACCCGAAAUGAAGUCCGUGCUGUUUGAAGAUGAGCAGCCGCGCCAAUCACAGGAGCCUGCGGGUCGUAUGACAGAGAUCAAAUGUCGCAAAUGCCGGCGUAAGUUGGCGACCACGCAAUUCAUCAUCCCCCAUACCACUCAAAAGAACGCCGGAGCAAGCACAGCUGAUUGUGCUCAUGUCUUCUUGCACCCACUGACAUGGAUGCGCCCGUCGCUCUUUCCUGGCACCGAUGGAGAAACCUCCAGCUCGCCUUAUGGAGCGCCGCCAGAAGACGCCCCUUUGUCUGGCCGUCUGACCUGCCCCAACUCGUCCUGCGGAGCCAACAUUGGCAAAUUUGCCUGGCAAGGUAUGCAAUGUAGCUGCGGCGAGUGGGUUGUCCCUGCGAUUGGCCUUGCAAAGGCCAGAGUGGACAUUUCCGAGAGGGUCAACAUUACCCGCGGACCAGGCAACUUGCCCGCUGCGAUGGGCAUUCGUCUGCCGCCUGGAAUGCGGACUAAUCCCACGGAUGAGAGCAACGGACGCGGAAACCUUUAG